Molecule: messenger RNA, 922 nt
Organism: Brassica napus (rape)
Lineage: Eukaryota; Viridiplantae; Streptophyta; Magnoliopsida; Brassicales; Brassicaceae
Product: probable calcium-binding protein CML18
Exons: 1
Coding region: 205-714 (169 amino acids)
Molecular function (GO): calcium ion binding; enzyme regulator activity
Source: RefSeq, a predicted model, not a curated record
AUUAUUACAUCCGAAAUCAUUAAUUAUUUGAUUUUUUAAUAAAUAAAUUUAAAUUUAUUCCCUUUGCUCAUAAUUACAAAUCAAUCCAAUAAUCACAUACCUGUCGUUGACUUGUCAAAAAGAGAAACAUAUCAAUCUAAAGUCCCCCGAGAGAAUAAAAAAAACAAUGUUGUUCAUCGAAACCAAAGCUUGACCGAGUUCGAAAUGAGCCGCGACGACGGAGACAAGCCUUCUCCGGCACCAGGGAAGAAGCUAGGCGACGAGCAGCUAGCAGAGCUCCGAGAGAUAUUCCGAUCAUACGACCAGAACAACGACGGGAGUUUGACGGAGCUAGAGUUAGCCGCGCUUCUCAGAUCCCUCGGUCUGAAGCCGAGCCAAGACCAGCUCGACACUCUCAUCCACAAAGCGGACCGGAACAACAACGGAAUCAUCGAGUUCUCCGAGUUCGUCGCCCUCGUCGAGCCGGAUCUCGUCAAGUGCCCUUACACGGAGGACCAGCUCAAAGCCAUCUUCAAGAUGUUCGACCGCGACGGGAACGGGUACAUAACGGCGGCGGAGCUGGCGCACUCGAUGGCGAAGCUGGGACACGCGUUGACGGCGGAGGAGUUGACGGGGAUGAUCAGGGAAGCGGAUCGAGACGGUGACGGGUGCAUCGAUUUCCAAGAGUUUGUUCAGGCCAUUACUUCAGCAGCGUUUGAUAAUGCUUGGGGAUGAAGAAAGGUUUAAUAAUUUGGAUUUUUUUUUUUUGUUUUUUGAGAUUGUUUCUUUGUCACUCCAUCUUCUUGCAUAUUUUGAUUUGAAAGUGUUUGUGUAGUAGUUUGUGAGAUACUGUUUCAUAUGUUCUCUGUGAUGAAAAUUUGAUAGCUUGGAGAGGAAGCUACAUCAUUGUUUAGGGCAAAUACUAUUUAUUAGCUUUGCAGUU